Macrobrachium nipponense is the source of this 7613-nucleotide messenger RNA. RefSeq names its product cytokine receptor-like factor 3. Lineage: Eukaryota; Metazoa; Arthropoda; Malacostraca; Decapoda; Palaemonidae. The record is from RefSeq and is a predicted model, not a curated record. The coding region runs from base 1 to 1290 and encodes 429 amino acids. The transcript is spliced from 9 exons. Gene Ontology annotation, molecular function: protein binding.
AUGAGAAGACCUGCCACCAACAAUGACACCACCGAGCACGACAACUCCAUGGAAGAUAACGCCCCUGAACGAGAUACUCCUGCAGCCAACCAUAAUCAAGUAACAGAUAGUGCAUCAAAUACAAAGACCACCAUUAACACAGUCUUUGAAAAUUUCCUUGCUGCUGUCACUGAUACUGUAAAUGAGAGGUGCAAGAAGUUAAUUGAAGAGGUAGAAAAGGUUCAGGAAGAAGCUUUAGAUCCUCUUGAACAGUGUAGCCAGAUGUUGGAAGCAAAAGUAAGGGAAGCUUCGGAGAGAGUUGAGCAAGGCAAACGACUACAGAAACAUGGAGGAGUCUUAGCAAAGGAUACAGUCAUAAGAUUCCAAGAAGAAGCUGGAGCAAUGACCAGCUUGCCAGAGGUUCCUGCAUUGUGUGCUGUGCCAAGUGUUAGUGUGGAGUUCCCUAGUGAUCCUUCUCUUAUCGAGGGAAUGCAUCAGUUGUUGGCUGAUGCAGGAACUGUAUCUCGUAUGGGACCUGUACAGAUCACAAACAUUGUGGAAAAACCUGGAGCCCUCCUAGUUUCUUGGGAAGAGGUUGAUGAGGAUGUUUCUGAUGAUGGAAUAGAGUUUUAUCUGCAGUGUAGUACUGCUGGAGCAGUAGAUCCAAAAACUGCAGCAUUCCAUUGUAGAUAUAAAGGGCCUGAUUAUUCCUAUCUCUUGAGGGAUAUCUAUGCCGGAGAACCGUACUUGUUAAGAGUAGCCUCAAGAAGAGAAGGCUCCACCAGUUUAGGUCCGUGGAGCUUGGUACAAUCUGCUAAAACCACCGUACCCCAUUUUCGUUGGCAACAGAAAGCUAAUUCAGGCUGGACCAUAGCAGAUGAAGGUCGCCUAGCAUCCAAAGUUAACAGUGAUUUAGAAGUUCUCCACUCUGACGGGCCUCUUUUGGUGCCUGGAACAUCUGUAUUAUUUAAGGUUGCUUGUGGAGGAGUAGGCUGUAGUGAUGAAGGUCUGGGACUUGCUUGUAAACCAAUAUCUGGACCUGAACAGCUCCUCUAUCAAGGGGCAUUAUUUCUUAACACACAAGGGUGUGUGUUCCUGGACGGUGUGAGUCGAGUGACGUGGCUACCAGCAAUCCAAGAGGGAGUGCAUGUUAGUUUUGCAGUGGAAAAGGUGUCUUCUAUAAAGCUUCGUGUUUACAUCGAGUGCCAAGAUAAGCAGGUCACUUAUGAAUGGGGAGUCCCUGAUGCCCACUCUGGUUUGUAUUUCGUGGCGUCAUUUGGAGAGCCCUGUUGGAGAAUAAGCGUGCACUAGUAAUAGUAUUGUUACUUCAUUUUGUAUUGUAAGUACAUUGUAUUAUGUAAAGUGGAUGUAUUUAAUUAUACUGAUUUGUAUAAAACUACAGUUAUCUAUGUCAGAACUAAUUUAGUUUUUUAGACUAUUCAUGAAGAAACAUGUGGAUAUUAGUAGGGAAUUUUAAGAGCCCAAAAACUGCAGGUGUCCUUUGUCUGGUCUACCAUUUAAGAGUUUGAUACAUUACAAAAAUAAGUUGCCUUAUUUACUAUUUCAGGGGACAAUGCAAAGUAUUAAAGUAUUAAUUCAGACCAAAGUGUUAUUUGUAUUAGAAUUUUUUGUGUGUUUAUAAAAAUGUAAAGAGUUACACUAUAAACUGUUGCACCAAUUUUUAUGAUAUAAGGGUCAAAACUGUAUUGUAGCCAACUACAGUUGUCAACUCCAUAGUAAGAAAGUAACCUUCAGUAACUCCCCCAUACCAAGUGAUAUGUUUUUUCUUAAUAUAGAGAUGUGACAUGUUCAAUACAGAUCAAAACUGCUUAUAAAAUUACUUAGGCUUUAACUGAGUCAGUGCCUAAGCAUUUAAGUAAAGUUGAAUUCCUAGUGAUAUAUUGUGAAUUUCCUUCUAUAUAUCUCACUGUAUAUUUGUUCUCUUAAUUUUACAUAAUUUUUAAUGAUUUCACCUUAAGCUUAAGCCAUAUUUCCCAGGCAAACCUAUCAGUCAUAAUGAGCAAAAUUAGCAGUUUUUAGUUUCCCCAGACUUGUGUCUUCUGAUGCCUUAAAAACAAGAGAACAGUAGCCAAAAGUGACGAUGUGCAUCCAUACAUCUGUCUUCAACUCAUCACUAGGGAGUACCUGCCUUCCUCAUUCUUUUGUCUGUCAGUUUUACUAAUGCAGCCAUGAGAAUUCUCGCCGGCUUCAUUCAGCCAAGUGGGGAAAAUAAGAUUCAUUAUCAUUCACGUCUGAUUUCCUUUACAAAGUUUUUGUUAUUAUAAUUUAAAUAAUUCAUACUUUUUCCACUAUUUUUUAGUUAGUAUUUAAUAGUUACUAAUUGCUCAAAGGCUGUCUUCCUGGACUUCUGUUAGCAUUGUGGGAUCAUUUUUAAUUACCUGUAUAAGAUUUUAGUAUCUUCGUGCUCACAAACUACUGAAACCCUAAGAAGUUUUGUAUCAGAUAGGUUCUAGUUUGUUGUGCACAAAGUAUCAGUAGCGGUUUUGUUUGUUAUUUUUUUAUUUUCUUGGUUUUUUAUGUAGAACCCUUGCGUUACAAACCAUACAUGAAGUUACAGAUGAAUAAGAGAUUUUGAUACCCAGAAUGAUGACCAGUACUGACAUUUUAGUGUCUGGCUUUGUUGUUUCUGUUCUUCUAAUAACUGGACUGACUGCCAAAAUCUGACCUUGUCUGCAGUGACAUCUGUCUUGUAGAUGCCUGCUCUGUCAUGGCUGUGGAGGAAAUAUUGGUGUGUCUUGUUAGCUUAUGUGAUUUUGAGGCACAGAAUAGGGUGUCUGCUGUGUCAGAUAUGGUCACCCACACCAGACACACGAGAGGCUAGUUCUACAUACUGGGCUUUACUUUGCUUAGUUAUUUGUCAACAAGGAACAGAUGUCAUGUGGGCUGGAGUUGCUGAUUGCCCUGCCAUCCCAGCUUUGUUUAUUUUCUUUCUUCUCUUUACAAGACAUCAGAGGAUAUGUCCUGGGAAAUUUAACACUGUGAAUUUUGCUAAUUAUGAUUAAUGGGUUUUACAUCAUGGAAACUUAAUUUUUAAUGCCUUUGACAAUGGAAGUGCUGUUCUAUAAGUUUUUGGAUAAUCAAAAAAGCUAAUGGUAGGUUGAAGCUAGCAUUCCUUUCUGCAGUGUUUAAAGAGGUCUAAAGAUACCAUAGACUUAUUCACGCUGCCCAUAUUCAGAGCUAUUUGUCAAAUGCUUAAAUCAAACAACACUUAUGAAUAAAUGUGCUUCUGGGACUGAGUGUUCAUUUUUGUAUUCCAUUUUUACAACUAAGCUAUAAAAACUAAACAAUCAAUACUUUGAGGAAUUCAAGUCAUAAAUUGGUGCAAUGUUUUAUAGUGUAACUGCUGGCCAAAAAGAGGCAAAAUGUGAUAGAUAAACAUUUGCAUACUGAUUCUCUGCACUUUACUGUCAGUCGAUUCUCAUGAUGACACUCCUGAUGUAUGGUAAACCUAUUUAAAUGGUCUCUAAGCUCUUUAAUACUCUACAGAAUGUUUUUAGUGCCAUUUGAGAGUAAAUGAAGUGCGCAUAAUUUAGGUCUUCAAGUUUUCUUUGCUUUUAUGUUACUUAUGAUAUAGCAACUUGUGUGGUAGGUAAGCUACGAAAAUUAAAUGAAGUGUGAUAUAAAAAUGAAAUAUGCUUAUUAUAGGAGAAAUAUGGAAUUAGAGUAUAAUAAUAUAUAGCAGUGCUUUUAAUAAAAGUAUAUAAAGAUAAUUCAGAAAUUUAAAGUAUUUUAUAGGCAAUUUGCUUCUCAAUAUUUAAUGGAACUAAGAAGGAAAUUGUAAUUUGUAACUGCAUGCUUUUCUUUCUUUGCUUUCUUAGAAAUGCCAUUUGAUCUUGGAGAUUGAUAAGAAAAGAAGCUUAAGGAACUUACAAGAAUAGGUUCAGAUCUGUGACUUCAGCAGUAUUAAAUAUUCUAUAGAAGUAUUAUAAAAUCCUCUGUUAUGGAUAAAUGAAUUGUGAUAGUAUUUUCAUAUAAUAAUUAAUUAGGGAUGUCAAGUGAAGUUUCACACAGGAUUUACUGUUAGGUUUUGUUUCAUUUAUUGAAUGUGAGGGACAGUAUUUCCAGGAGGCCAAAACAUAUAGUUUAUGUGGGCCAGGAUGCGCAAAAAAUUAUAAGUAUCGGUAAACAUCAUAUGUGUAAACGUAAUUUUAGUAUCUUUAGCUGUGCACAAAAAGUAAGAAAAACAUUAAUUUACAAGUUGAUGUUUUAUAUUGACGUCAGCAAAAUGGUCAACUUCUGUACUUUACCAUUAUUAUCUUGAAUUUCUCUCAAAUUUCCCCUUUUAUCUUCGUAACUUCCAACAGAAGUUUUUCCAUCAUUAUUAUAUUCAUCAGCACUGAAACACUGGCCUCCGUAUCUCUAGGCAUAUGAUUCACUAUUUGUCAUAUAGUUGUGGUUCCCUUUCUCCUCUUAUUGCUUCAAAACAUGAUUAUAUAGCUCUUUUAUACCUUUUCUCACUUCUAUUGACACCGUGUUCAUUUGUCUGUAAUAUGUGCAUCCAAGAGAACCAGGUUCUUUCUGAAAUUGAAGUGUUAAUUCUUCAAGUGGUUCUCCUCUUUUGUGAACAUGUUGGAAGAUCCUAAUUAACAUGGCAACUGUUGGCACUCUGGAUGCAAUUGUCUCUGUUAGCGCAAUGUAAAAGUGUUGGUGAUGUGCUUGGUUGCCUUUUUUUGCACUUAAUCAGCAUGCUUUUUGGGGGCAAAGCUGUUACCUCUAAAUGUUGUCUGUAGGGAAAUUCUUAUGAUAACCUUACCAUAGCUUGGAGAGCUACUGCCAAGAAGCUUUAGUGUGAUCUGUUGACUGAACCAUCUCUUAAAUACAUUCAUCUUGAGUCCAUUGUUGGUUUUGACAGUGGUCAUUGCUCUAAAGCAGUCAGCUAACUGCUGUAUCUUUGCUAAAUCUCAGUAAUGAUCAGUGAUGUUCAUUCUAUAUUUGGUGCUAAAGGUUGUCCUAGUCCAUUUGUUGUCAAAUCUUGACUGUUUGAAUGUGAGCAUAAUACUAACCAUCCAUGUUUUAAAAACUUUUAAACCUUUGUGUAUAUAAACAGGAAAUGUAAUUCAGGUGUAUCCAUAGCAUAAAAAUUUUCAAAAAUUCUCUCCCAAAGCUAUUUGGGUCUGUGAUAUAGCCAAAUCAAUUCAUUUAAUGGCCGUUAUGCGAGGGACUGUUGUACUUGCCUGCAUCCUCUGCAGUCAUUUAACUGAGUUCAAAAAAAGCUGCAACAUCAUCACGGUUAUCAGAGGCAGUAUUUUGCGAACUGGUACAUAAACACCUGCAGACCUCCAAGACCAUCAUUCAACUUGGAAGUCAUCAUACAUUUAAGUUUUUUACCUCUCCAUAGCUGAAAUGAUUUAGGUUUUGUUGUUUCUCUUCACAGCAGUGCAUUUUGAUCAUCUGCUUUGUUUUGAAUUUGUGUGAUAAUUAUCAUUGUCAGCAUUACAGUUUGUGCAGGACACUUAUUUCAUUAUCAUUUAUGAUCAUUAAUGUUGUUAACUGCAGGGAUUCACAGUGACAACUAAUUAUCUAUCCCCACCAUCAUGAUUUUGACUAAUUGCAUUUUCAAACAUUCCUUUUCUUUUCUAGGAUUCAUUUCCUCAUCAUGAUGAUGACUUGUAUAGGUUGAGGUAAAAGUCAGAUAAGAAUAGACUAUUGGGAAAAGAAAUCAUGAGCUAAAGAUGAUACUAGUAUUUAGUGUUAGCUUAGAAAUUUGUAUUGUGUGCGAUUUGACCUCUUAGUCUAUUUUGCACAUGAAACACUCCUGGUUUUCAGUCUUUUUGUUACCGGAUUCCACUCAUUGUGAGUGGCAAGUAACAUUUCAUCAGUAGAUAUUUUUUCUCAUCCAUGUUUUGUCCCCUUGUUUUGUUGGUAUCCCCCUCUUGUGUGUUGCCUUGGAAGUCUUCUUUUCAUGCUAUGAUCUCUUGAUGGUUAUUAAUUUUGCAGCUUAGAAUCUCAUUACCUUAACCUGCCAAUCAGGCCAUACAGUCCUCCUAGAAUUAGAUUAGUUAUUCUGCUGUGCUUUAACCACGCUUUACUUCCAAGAAUCUGUCUUUUUUUUUUUUUUUUUUUUUUUUUUAUAAUCCUGCUCUGCCAGUAACUAAAAUAGUUUUAGUGUAUGUACAUUAUCGAUAAAAAGUAUUCACCAAAAAAAAUCUAUAUGUACAGAGCUUUAAAAACAAUACACUAACAACUCAUUGGCAACAAAAGUCUCUUGUUCAUAAGUAAAGUUCAUAUAUGCUGUAAGUAUACUAAAAAUUUUUGUAAUUAUUCAAGAAAGGCCCUUGAAUAAAACAAAAUUUUAAUGUUAUAGUGCAAUUCAAUGACUGAACCAAGAUUUAUAUGAGUAGUAUAACACAAAAGAAGAAAUAGCACCUCAUUUGCAGUCAUCAAUGUACUUCUCACUUAUCUGUUUCUCAGACAGUAACUUAAAUCUCUUGACUUCAAAAGGAACAUAUUUUAGUUUAAUAUCCAUGUAACUAUAAGCAGAUAAUUAUAUUAAGAAGCUGAUUUGUCUUUAGUGAAAAUUACUUAUCAAGAUUAUGUGAUAAUUUUUCUAAUUAAAUUUUUAGCUGUUAUCAGUUAGAACACCAAAUGUGUCAGACAUCUAAUGCUUUGGGUCCUCCCUAUUAGUCUUUGUUUAAUCAGUGGUUUGGUUAGCUAGGUUCCAUCAUACAGUCCUUCUUACCUCCUCAGGAGUGAGCAAAUUCUACUCACUUUGUCAUUGCUUUUUUUCCCUCUAGGCCUGUGACCCAUUUUUUUAUUUAAGCUGUCUUUGUACCUUUGAUUAUGAUUAUAUGGCCUCACAGUGUAGGCUGUGUCACAGGCAUGGAAAGCAACGAAGACUACCUCCACAAUGCAGUACUGCAGAAUUAAGCAGCUCAAAGAGAACCAAGCAUCCUUCGGCCUGCAAUUCCAGUAUGUGAAGUAGAGUCUGACAGGUUAUUUUUAUGUGUAUCUCUUGUAGAGGUAUUACAAGAAUUUCCCUCCUGGCAUUUUGUCUUGACACAGCUGCUCUCCAGCUAUUUGGUAGCUGAUAUUUGUGCCAAAAAUUGAUUGUGUCGUAGGAUGAGGUCCCAUAUAAGCAAAAUGAACACUAUCCCAUGUGACAGCUCUUGUUUUCUAUCAUCUGCAUUCAAAUGUAGUGAAGGGAAUGUAGUUAUAAUACCUGGAUCUUAGGGUACAAACCUGUAGACCAUUAUGUGAUGAUAGCCACCUUCAAAGGGUUAACUGUGCCAGUAUUGCUAAAUUGUUUUGGGUAGAGAUAUUCACACUUUCCCCAUGGCUCUAGUUGCCUUUUAACCGUACUCGCUACCAUUGGUGAAGUGUAAUGUGGUUAAGUAGUGUUCCUGUCCUUGUAAUCACCAUAGUGGCUUUUCAUAUUUUUUAUUUAUUUUUUUAUGAAUUUUGCCAUCCAAUCAUUGUCGUGUCUGUAUUAUAUGAGUGCAGUAUUUCUGUUAUAAUGGUAAUGUGACAGAUGCAUCAUGUGGUAAUAAUAAGAAGUUCUGCUUCCGUCUUGAUAAACAUUGUCUUUUGGCAUCAGAUUUCCAUGAUCUUGAUACUGUAUUCAUGUUUAUUCCUGUUGUCUUUCUUUUAUAAUUAUAAAUAAAAAUUGCUUUCAA